UGUGGCAGUCGUCGAGUUUCCAGGUUUUCCCAGGAUUUCACUGCGCUGCUGCUAUUGCUCUCCGGAUUGAUUGGGGCUCUCCGAACUGGGUGGCUGCUCUCCGGACUGAUGGCUCUCCGGUGCGCACGCUGAGCACUUGACUAGCGCUCGGCACUGAUUAUUAUGAUGACUGCUGCCUCCAGACGGCUUGCCAAUUUGCAAUGCCAAACCUACGCGCUAGUGUCUUACAGGCCGCUAGAGGUAUGCACAUCAAUUUACAGCGCCUCACACUAGCGGAUGUUGUACGUCUGGGCGUGCUUCCAGAGGCCCGGGUCGGGCGGCAGCGCGACGCCGAGGCCGCCGGCGCCGGCGCCCGCGUCGGCCGCCCCGAACGUCGGCAGCGCGCUCCCCGUCAUCGCGCCGAGGACCAGCUUCUCGCUGACCUGCGCGAGCAUCGUCGAGUCGUAGAGCGACACGAGCACCUUCGCGGUGUCGGCCGCCGCCGCCGCCGCGAUCUCGAUGAGCGGCAGCGUCUCGCGCUCCCAGACGUCCGCCGUGCUGUCGACGAGCAGCACGCCGCCGGGGCUGCAGGCGCCCACGACCUCCUGCGUGUCGAAGGGCGGCUCGAAGAGCCGCGCGGCGCGCCCGCGCCGCACGCUCGGGAGACCCGCGACGUUCUUCGCGCCCGGGUCCACGGCGAUGACGUCGAGGCCCUCGAGCUCGUCGCCCCAGUCCGGCGCCGCGGCGCUCUCCCACAGUAUCAGGCCGUCGGGCUGGGCCGCGAUCGUCUCGAGCGCGUCGGCGGGGCCUCGCACGGUCAUGCGCAGGUCAAGAUAAAGAUCCAGCGUCGGCAGCCCGGUGAGCGCCGCCGCGGAGCCGCAGCAGAGCGCCGCGAGGGCGGUCCUCCUCAUCGAUGCUGACUGCGCUCUGGUGUUUUGAGAGAGCUCUGCUGCUGAGGUGUGUUUGAGAGAGCUAUGUGUGGCAGCAGUCGCCGCACGCGCUUCACGCGCGCGAGGGGGGCUCCCAAAUAGCACUCUCAAGCUUGCGGAUCCUUCGGUGGUGGACGAAUCGGGAGAUAGGGGUGCUUUUUGCGCGACGACGUACGCGCGAAACCCGCCGGCCACGAAUUUCAGAUCGCAGGAGUUGUCACAACAAAACUUAGUCGCCGCACCAGGCCGCGUCGAGCGCGUCGAGGACGGUCCGGACGCGCGGGUCGAGGGGCUCCGCGUCGGCGUAGAACUCGAGCUGGAGCGCGACGAGCUUGAGCCGCGCGUCGAAGGGCAGCGCGGCGCCGCCGCCGGCCCACGCCCGCACCGCCUCGAUCCGGUCCCGGUCGUCCUCGAGCGCCGGCGUCGACGCCGCGAAGGCGAGCGCGGCGCGCGG
Pelagomonas calceolata is the source of this 1362-nucleotide messenger RNA. The record is from the annotation of a GenBank genome assembly. NCBI's taxonomy places the organism in Eukaryota, Pelagophyceae, Pelagomonadales, Pelagomonadaceae.